Messenger RNA from Arctia plantaginis, 777 nucleotides. NCBI's taxonomy places the organism in Eukaryota, Metazoa, Arthropoda, Insecta, Lepidoptera, Erebidae. The record is from the annotation of a GenBank genome assembly.
AUGUCUCCUACGGCUUGGACAAACUGGGCACAAAAUUGUUCAUACAACCGUAGUGGCAAACGUCGCCGUCGGUUCGAUGAAAUUAAUAACACGAUUGAUUGUUUAAAAAUGGAGUUACUAAUGAAUGACAUUGUGCUUAAAAACGAAAUAGAUCUUCGUAUUAACUCCGACUAUGAUCGGGCGUUGAUAUCUGCGGAAUUGUACAGGGAGAGACUUGAAGCCCUUGCGAACUCCUCAAGAUCUCAAAUAUGGCGGGUUCAAACUGGAAAUAGCCCAGUACCAGCUAAUGACUUUCAUUUAGAUUAUGAUUCAUGGAACACGAAACGAAUGAAAUAUGGUUAUGGAGAAGGUAAUUCACAAAAAAGUAAUACUCAUAACCAAGAUUGGGCUUUUAAUACAAUUCAGAAACGUAAAAAUGCUCAGCCUGUCAAGAGAGCAGUACCAAGAAAACCCACCACCACAAAAAACAAAACACAGGCAUCAGUCACUGCAAGAAAAGGAGUUGCCGCAUCAACAACUUCAACUGCUUACGAAAAUGUUAGUUCUUCUGUGAAAACAGAACCAAAUAUACGUAAAAACAAAUUAACUCAGAAUAUUCCAUCUCUUCUAUCAUGUGAUUUAUCUCAUAUUAAGUUAGAAUUUGAUGAAGGUCAUAAUAUUUUUGGCAAGUGUAAGAAUAAUUUGAUGGCACCAUUGAAAAAUUCAGCUGUUAAGAUUAAGGCUGAACCUGCUACAGAUGAGGAUGUUAUGGUUGAUGAUUUAGCAGACAGUUUAUAG